Nymphaea colorata (pocket water lily) is the source of this 1732-nucleotide messenger RNA. RefSeq names its product allene oxide synthase, chloroplastic-like. The record is from RefSeq and is a predicted model, not a curated record. Lineage: Eukaryota; Viridiplantae; Streptophyta; Magnoliopsida; Nymphaeales; Nymphaeaceae. Gene Ontology annotation, molecular function: heme binding; oxidoreductase activity, acting on paired donors, with incorporation or reduction of molecular oxygen; iron ion binding. The transcript has a single exon. Bases 34 to 1554 code for a protein of 506 amino acids. Gene Ontology annotation, biological process: sterol metabolic process.
AACAUUUGCGCGUUUGUGCACGACCAGCGCAAUAUGGAAGCAUCUCCAGCCUCCGCUGGACCAACACGCCGGCGGCGGAGCGAAGCCGACGGAACGGCCACCACCACCUCUGAAUCAGCCCCGCUGCUGUCGCGUCAGUUGGUCGAUAUCCCUGGCAGCUACGGCCUUCCCAUUCUCGGAGCCAUCGCCGACCGACUGGAUUACUACUGGUUCCAGGGUCCGGCCAAGUUCUUCCGCUCCCGCAUGGAGAAGUAUGGUGGCUCCACCGUCUUCCGCACCAACAUGCCCCCCGGUCCCUUCAUCUCCACCGAUUCCCGCGUCGUCGCCCUCCUCGACGCCGAGACGUUUCAGGUCCUCUUCGACUGCAACAAAGUCGAAAAAGGAAACGUCUUCACCGGCACCUUCGUGCCUUAUCCUGCCUUAACGGGUGGCUACCGUGUUCUGUCCUACCUCGACCCCUCGGAGCCCUCCCACACCAAGCUCAAACUCUUCGUCCUUUCCCUCCUCCGAUCCCGUCACGGCAAUUUUGUGCCGGAAUUCAGCUGCGCCGUCAGAGAGCUCUUCGACGAGCUGGAGUCGGUUCUUGCCUCCGGCAGGAAGGCCGGAUUUAACGCCCCGUGCGAGAGAGCAAGCUUCAAGUUUCUAUGUCGGGCAUUCCUCGGCAGGGACCCCGCCAACGGCGGCAUCGGCAACGACGGACCGGCCCUUAUCCAGAAGUGGAUUCUGGUACAGUUGGCGCCCGACCUCUCCUUGGGUCUUCCGAAGCCGCUUGAGGAGCUCUUGCUGCGGACCUUCCGGCUGCCCCCGUGUCUCGUGAAGAACGACUAUAAGCGGCUCGUCGACUUCUUCCGGGCAGCAGGCGGGCCCGCGCUCGACGAGGCCGAGCGGCUGGGGAUCAGCCGGGACGAGGCGCUACACAACUUGAUCUUCUUAAUUUGCUUCAACUCGUGGGGAGGGCUGAAGGUGCUUCUCCCCUGCAUAAUCAAGUGGAUCGCAGGUGCUGGGCCAGAGAUCCACAGGGAACUCGCGCGUGAGGUGAGGUCGAGCGGCGCGGCGACGAGCGUCGGCCUGAACCCGGCGGUGCUGGAGCGGUUGCCGCUGCUUAACUCGGCCAUCUACGAGGUGCUGCGGAUCGAGCCGCCGCUGCCGCUGCAGUACGGCAGGGCCAAGAGGGAUCUCGUGCUGGAGAGCCACAGGGCGCGCUACAAGGUGCGGGCUGGCGAAAUGCUGUGCGGGUACCAGCCCCUCGCCACGAGGGAUCCACUCGUUUUCGAGAACUCAGACUCCUACGUCGCGAACAGGUUCGUUGGGGAGGAAGGUGAGCGGCUGCUCAAGUACGUGGUUUGGUCGAACGGGCAAGAGACGGCGGAGCCCACCGAGAGGAACAAGCAGUGCCCGGGGAAGGACUUGGUGAUGCUGGUGGCCCGGAUCAUGGUGGCUGAGCUCUUCCUGAGAUACGACUCGCUCGAGGUCGAGGCGACCGACGAGUACAUGGGCGACUCGGUCACGAUCACCUCGCUCCGGCCGGCAUCUCCUUCGGUAGCAGUCCGGUGACCAGCAUGCAGGAACAUAGCUUUUUCUCUGGAGUCGUCGCGACGAGAAAAAUUGAGUGAAAGCUGGUCCAUGAAAUUUGAGUUCGACAUUAAUGUUUUAAACAACGGAGUUAAUGCGUAAUAAUGUAGAUGAUUUAAACAAGUUUCGGUGCCUUAAUGUUGGUAGGAUCAAACGCUCA